CGUCUCCGGGGCCAAUGAAUGGAAACCAGCAAACCGCUCUGGCGGAGGCGGCCGACGGCGAUAGGUUCCCCCCGUCAGCCAAUCGGGAGCGAGGAGAGGCCCCCGCCCGUAGCAGGGGCGGUGUCUCUCUCGACGCCGGUUGCUCAACUUGGACUCGGCAAGCCGGCCCCGGGGAGCGCGGGAGCCCCGCCUUGGAGCCGCUUUUGCGCGCCAGUCUCGCGGCCCGCCCCACCCCAGGCAGACCCGCAGGGUUCGGCGAGGGAUUCUCCCCCGUGGGUACCAAGCAUCCCUGAGCCCUGUGGAACCCCUCGCGGACACACGCAACUGAGACCAGAGGUGCGGGAGGGCCGCCAAACCCACGCUGCCCCGUGCGUCCCAGCGCUGGCGGGCGGACUCAGGUGGGGUGGCGCGGCGAGGGCCCCGGCCACACGGCUCCGCGCACACGGACGCAGCCCCAGGAGGAGCCAGAAGCCAGCGGUCCCGCGGCAGGGCCCCGGGGAAGGGCGGUCCAGUGGUCCAGGCCCUCCGAGGCGAGCCGGCGGCCGACGAAAGACCCUCCCCAGCGUGAGCUGCGAGGAUCCCGCCCUCUUUCUCGGGGCAGAGCCAGAGGAAAAAGGAAACAACCCCAUCUUCUCUCCCGGGGCACCAUUUUUAUUUAUUUUAAACAAUAAGAUAUGUGCAGGCAGCUUCCAGGGAGGGCAGAUCCAGGUUAUCACUUAUUAACGCCUCUAGUUUAAACAGAUCAGAGUCCAGGAGGGCCGUUCAAAAGCGCAAGAGCCUGUUAAAGCACCUCCGAGGAGGCCCAGGCGACACUCCGGGCAUUGUGUGCCCACCCGCGUGAAGGGUUUCGGCUUGAGACUCCAGGCUGGUCCCAAGCCGGGCGUGAGGAGGGGGGGCAGCCCCUUCCCCCCAUCUGCCCACUCAGCCUUUGCCCCUGACGUGUGGGUACAGCAACGGUAACUGGCCUUCUAAACAUAGCUAUUCUUUAAUAUUACACUGACCCACAAGAAACAUUUGUACAGUCCUCAGUUCAGCAGAUAAGGAGGAGAUGCAGCUGUCCAAAGAGUAAACAGACUGCAAUUGGAAAGACUCAGCCGCAUCCCAAAGCACAUACAAUGGUGGGAGUUCUUUCUUUGUGGAGUUCACAUUAAUUAGGAGCUACAACUGCUUCAGGAAGAAGCUGAAGUAGCCUAUAACCAGUUAAUUUGUGUGAGAUUCAUUAAAAAAAAAAACUGGAAGUUAAAUUGAUUUUAUAUUCAUUCUUGAAAAUUCACCAAAGGUAUCUUUGUACUUGAAGUGCUAGUGCAAGACAACUACCUAAGAUCUUUUGACUCAGCCCUUAAAUGCUUGGAAGACUGGAAGUGGAGUGGACUGUAUCCACCUCUCUCUUUAAUGUCUGAGCUUGUAUUACUCAUGUAUGUUUUUAAGGUCCUAGAUGGACUAUCCAGUUUGUUACAAUAAUACAAAGAUUAGGUUAACAGGAGUCCCAGGAACAUAUUUCAUCAAAGCACACACUUGUUUUAAAUUCCAGCUGUUAGAUUUGUUUGAUAGUGCCAGAUAAGCAUGGACUAGUAUUUAUGGAAAAUAAACAAUUUAUUCCAUGCUUUAGAAGUAGAUAUUUCCUUAGGUCUCAGUUUUAAUACGGGCAAAUACAGUCAACCCAGAAGCCAUGGUUCAAUUGAUUUUGGAAGCAAGCUGAACAGACACAAUUUGUUUUUAUGAAAAAUUACUAAAAGUGUUACAUGAUCAACAGGUUGUAAAAUUUACAGUGGUAUUGAGAAGUGCAAAUAUUACCAAAUGAAUGAAUGAAGAACAUUUCUCCGAAUGGCUUUUGUUCUACAACAGGCACAUUUAAAAUAAAUCCAUAAUUUUUGAUGUUUCCAUUUUGCAUACCACAGAGGCCAAAAGAAAGAAUACAUUUCUUUUUUAGAACUAAAGUUAUAUUUAAAAAAAAGAAAAAAAUGCUUUUAAAAAGUUAAACCUAACCAUAAACUUAAAGAGAAAUUUUACCAAAACGUUCUUACAAGGCUGAGCUCUUAAUUCAGUUCCAAAUACUGUAACACAAAAACACGUCUGUCCCCCUAUUUUAUAAAGUAACAACAUUUCAUUAAAUUAAACGUGAAUGAAAUUAUUGUGAAAGCGUGUUUAUGUUUAAAAUGUUGGAUUCGCUUGGCAGGAAAGAAAAACCUGUAAGGAAGAACAGUUGCAUUUAAAAUGGAUGAUCUGACACCUUCCGGUUUCUUAACACAAAAUUACUAAGUAAGUUCCCUUUAAAAGACAAAAUGUAAAUACUCUUUAUAUCAUGCAACAAUUCCCAUGUUUAAGUCUACCAUUCAUCUUUUAAAUGAAAAAUACACAUUUCAAAAUGCUAACAAUGGUUUUGACAGAGAAGCAAGCUUGUAUCAAUUAAUUACCGAAGAUGUUUCCAGUGUAAAUCAUAAUAUUUCUUCUAUUCAGGAUACCUUUUUUCUACCAGUAAGAGUACCAAGUCAUUAAAGAUUCUUGUCUAUAUUUUCAUGUUAUAUAGAAUUUUUCACUUAAAAAAUUAGAAUUUUAUAUCUUUUCCAUACAAUACCUUUUAAAAUAUACCUGUUAAAAACACACAAGUAUCUGGUGCAAAUGAAACCUUUGAGUGGAGUACACAAUCUUUAAACGAUAGUUGGAGAUUUCCACUAGAACCCCAGCCCUGCCUUCGUUUCCGUAUUGCUCGUCUCCAGUUCACAUUUUGUUGGCCCACAAAGGCUCCACCGGGCCCAAAUCCUCCCCAGACAACCACCAUUGUACUCAUUACAUAUAGAGAAAAUUAUGUAUGGCUCUCAUGGCCAAAUCCAGGCAGAAAAGAGGCAGAAAGAGACUCGAACAAUUUUUCAAAUGCGAAUACCACCUAGGGGUAAUGCAGGACGGUCUUCCAGUUUUAAGUCUCAAGUUCUCCAACUAAAAUUACUUAAAUAAAAGUACCAGCCUACUCCACUCCUCCCCCUUUAAAAACUACAGGAAGAGAGGGUUUCCCUUUACCGACUUUUCCCACUUUGACUUCUCUCCUCCAGCGGCCCAGGCCCCCGACGACCCCAGCCCAUAGCCAGAAAUCUCCGCCCCUGCACUCCCCUCCCCCACCAGUGGCCAAGCCCGCCCCCGGCCUCAUUUAUCCUGGAGCCUUUUCUGAAUCGCGCAACCAAUGGCAAACGCGAAGCCGAGAGCCACCGCGAGCGCAGGCGGAGGCGGAGGAGGUGUCGCCCAGACACCCGCCCAGGACGCUGCGGGAUCCCAUCCCCCACCACUCCGGGCCCGGGCCACCCCCACUCGCGCGGUGCCCGGGGCCCGAGAAGGGCGCACAGGGUAGGGCGCGUCGCCCGCCUGUCUUGCCCCCACCCCCUGCCCCCCUCACCCACUCCCCCACCCCUCUUCGCAGGGUUUCCGUCCCUGCCAGCCUUAGAAACGUGCCUGCGGCUUUGCUGGGGUUACACUUCUAAUGCCAUUAAAGCCACCAGGCCAGUUCGGGAUUGUGACUCUGGUUUUGUUGUUAAUAACCUAUUUUGAAAAAUCGAAUGAUUAAAACUACGGUAACUAGAGCUGAGGAACUGCCUGUUAGUACCUCUACCCAUUUCCUCAUUAAAAAAAAAAAAUCAAUAUUCCAGCCCUCCCUCCCAGGAUCCGCCCAGACCAGAUAACCCUUUACAAACUCGAGUUGUGACCGUCAGCGCCCCGCUUGGUGCCGGCUGCGGUUCCUUUAGCAUUUUCCUUCUUCCUCCUCCCCCUUCUCAGAGUCCCUCUCCCAAUCUCGUUUCCCCUCCCCCUCUUCCUCUCGCUCGCUUUUUUUCUCCGAAACCCACUCUAAUUGAGGCUCUGGGAUUCCUCACGUGAGACGUUGAUUUGUAGUUUGAACACGUGGCUCAUUCAAAAAGCCGGACACUCGGAGCGGAUUUUUUUCCGCCUCCUGCGCCUUCCUCCCUCCUCCUCCUCCUCCUCUCCCCUCCCUCCUGCCAGUCACCCUUCUGGGUUUUUUAUGGGGAGGCGGCGCCUGCCUCACGUAGUGUGAUAUUUUCACAGUCCGCUGGCCGAAGCCAAAGGGGUUGGGAAGGAAGAGACAAAAAGUAGUUUUUUUCCCCUCCUCCUCCUCCUUUCUCUUGCUAAUCCCGCCUCCUCCUAAGACUUAGGAAGACUGGUGGAUGCGUUUGGGUUGUAGCUAGGCUUUUUCUUUUCUUUCUCUUUUAAAACAUAUCUAGACAAGGAAAAAACAAGCCUCGGAUCUGAUUUUUCGCUCCUCGUUCUUGUGCUUGGUUCUUACUGUGUUUGUGUAUUUUAAAGGCGAGAAGACGAGGGGAACAAAACCAGCUGGAUCCAUCCAUCACCGUGGGUGGUUUUAAUUUUUCGUUUUUCUCGUUAAUUUUUUUAAACAACCACUCUUCACAAUGAACAAACUGUAUAUCGGAAACCUCAGCGAGAACGCCGCCCCCUCGGACCUAGAAAGUAUCUUCAAGGACGCCAAGAUCCCGGUGUCGGGACCCUUCCUGGUGAAGACUGGCUACGCGUUCGUGGACUGCCCGGACGAGAGCUGGGCCCUCAAGGCCAUCGAGGCGCUUUCAGGUAAAAUAGAACUGCACGGGAAACCCAUAGAAGUUGAGCACUCGGUCCCAAAAAGGCAAAGGAUUCGGAAACUUCAGAUACGAAAUAUCCCGCCUCAUUUACAGUGGGAGGUGCUGGAUAGUUUACUAGUCCAGUAUGGAGUGGUGGAGAGCUGUGAGCAAGUGAACACUGACUCGGAAACUGCAGUUGUAAAUGUAACCUAUUCCAGUAAGGACCAAGCUAGACAAACCAAUUUAGUCAUGAAGGCUUACAUUUGGGCUUCAUCCAUAUUUAUUUCAUUAAGAGCACUAGACAAACUGAAUGGAUUUCAGUUAGAGAAUUUCACCUUGAAAGUAGCCUAUAUCCCUGAUGAAAUGGCUGCCCAGCAAAACCCCUUGCAGCAGCCCCGAGGUCGCCGGGGGCUUGGGCAGAGGGGCUCCUCAAGGCAGGGGUCUCCAGGAUCCCUGUCCAAGCAGAAACCAUGUGAUUUGCCUCUGCGCCUGCUGGUUCCCACCCAAUUUGUUGGAGCCAUCAUAGGAAAAGAAGGUGCUACCAUUCGGAACAUCACCAAACAGACCCAGUCUAAAAUCGAUGUCCACCGUAAAGAAAAUGCAGGGGCUGCUGAGAAGUCGAUUACUAUCCUCUCUACUCCUGAAGGCACCUCUGCGGCUUGUAAGUCUAUUCUGGAGAUUAUGCAUAAGGAAGCUCAAGAUAUAAAAUUCACAGAAGAGAUCCCCUUGAAGAUUUUAGCUCAUAAUAACUUUGUUGGCCGUCUUAUUGGUAAAGAAGGAAGAAAUCUUAAAAAAAUUGAGCAAGACACAGACACUAAAAUCACGAUAUCUCCAUUGCAGGAAUUGACGCUGUAUAAUCCAGAACGCACCAUUACAGUUAAAGGCAGUGUUGAGACAUGUGCCAAAGCUGAGGAGGAGAUCAUGAAGAAAAUCAGGGAGUCUUAUGAAAAUGAUAUUGCUUCUAUGAAUCUUCAAGCACAUUUAAUUCCUGGAUUAAAUCUGAACGCCUUGGGUCUGUUCCCACCCACUUCAGGGAUGCCACCUCCCACCUCAGGGCCCCCUUCAGCCAUGACUCCUCCCUACCCGCAGUUUGAGCAAUCAGAAACGGAGACUGUUCAUCUGUUUAUCCCGGCUCUAUCAGUCGGUGCCAUCAUCGGCAAGCAGGGCCAGCACAUCAAGCAGCUUUCUCGCUUUGCUGGAGCUUCAAUUAAGAUUGCUCCAGCGGAAGCACCAGAUGCUAAAGUGAGGAUGGUGAUUAUCACUGGACCACCAGAGGCUCAGUUCAAGGCUCAGGGAAGAAUUUAUGGAAAAAUUAAAGAAGAAAACUUUGUUAGUCCUAAAGAAGAGGUGAAACUUGAAGCUCAUAUCAGAGUGCCAUCCUUUGCUGCUGGCAGAGUUAUUGGAAAAGGAGGCAAAACGGUGAAUGAACUUCAGAAUUUGUCAAGUGCAGAAGUUGUUGUCCCUCGUGACCAGACACCUGAUGAGAAUGACCAAGUGGUUGUCAAAAUAACUGGUCACUUCUAUGCUUGCCAGGUUGCCCAGAGAAAAAUUCAGGAAAUUCUGACUCAGGUAAAGCAGCACCAACAACAGAAGGCUCUGCAAAGUGGACCACCUCAGUCAAGACGGAAGUAAAGGCUCAGGAAACAGCCCACCACAGAGGCAGAUGCCAAACCAAAGACAGAUUGCUUAACCAACAGACGGGCGCCGACCCCCUAUCCAGAAUCACAUGCACAAGUUUUUACCUAGCCAGUUGUUUCUGAGGACCAGGCAACUUUUGAACUCCUGUCUCUGUGAGAAUGUAUACUUUAUGCUCUCUGAAAUGUAUGACACCCAGCUUUAAAACAAACAAACAAAAAAAGGGUGGGGGAGGGAGGGAAAGAGAAGAGCUCUGCACUUCCCUUUGUUGUAGUCUCACAGUAUAACAGAUAUUCUAAUUCUUCUUAAUAUUCCCCCAUAAUGCCAGAAAUUGGCUUAAUGAUGCUUUCACUAAAUUCAUCAAAUAGAUGGCUCCUAAAUCCAAUUGUUAAAAUUGGAUCAGAAUAAUUAUCACAGGAACUUAAAUGUUAAGCCAUUAGCAUAGAAAAACUGUUCUCAGUUUUAUUUUUAUCUAACACUAACAUGAGUAACCUAAGGGAAGUGCUGAAUGGUGUUGGCAGGGGUAUUAAACGUGCAUUUUUACUCAACUACCUCAGGUAUUCAGUAAUACAAUGAAAAGCAAAAUUGUUCCUUUUUUUUGAAAAUUUUAUAUACUUUAUAAUGAUAGAAGUCCAACCGUUUUUUAAAAAAUAAAUUUAAAAUUUAACAGCAAUCAGCUAACAGGCAAAUUAAGAAUUUUACUUCUGGCUGGUGACAGUAAAGCUGGAAAAUUAAUUUCAGGGUUUUUUGAGGCUUUUGACACAGUUAUUAGUAAAAUCAAAUGUUCAAAGAUACGGAGCAGUGCCUAAUAUCUGGAGAGCAGCACUAUCAUUUAUUCUUUCAUUUAUAGUUGUGAAAGUUUUUGAUGGUACUAACAAAGUGGUCGCAGGAGAUUUUGGAACGGCUGGUUUAAAUGGCUUCAGGAGACUUCAAUUUUUUGUUUAGCUACAUGAUUGAAUGCAUAAUAAAUGCUUUGUGCUUUUGACUAUCAAUACCUAAAGAAAGUGCAUCAAUGAAGAGAUGCAGGACUUUCAACUGACUGGCAAAAAGCAAGCUUUAGCUUGUCUUAUAAGAUGCCUAGUUUGACAGUACACUUCAGACCAAUGGGACAGUCAUAGAUGGUGUGACAGUGUUUAAAGGCAACAAAAGGCUACAUUUCCAUGGGGCCAGCACUGUCAUGAGCCUCACUAAGCUAUUUUGAAGAUUUUUAAGCACUGAUAAAUUAAAAAAAAAAAAAAAAACCACCUUUAGCAAAGUAUAACAGGAUUUCUGUAUACUGUGCAAUCAGUUCUUUGAAAAAAAAGUCAAAAGAUAGAGAAUACAAGAGAAGUUUUUGGGAUAUAAUUUGAAUGACUGUGAAAACAUAUGACCUUUGAUACCGAACUCAUUUGCUCACUCCUUGACAGCAAAGCCCAGUAUGUACAAUUGUGUUGGGUGUGGGUGGUCUCCAAGGCCACGCUGCUCUCUGAAUUGAUUUUGAGUUUUGUUUGUAGGAUGAUCACAGUCAUGUUACACUGAUCUAAAGGACUUAUAUAUAUAACCCUUAAAAAAAAUCACUCUGCCUCAUUCUUAUUUCAAGAUGAAUUUCUAUACAGACUAGAUGUUUUUCUGAAGAUCAUAUCAAUUAGACAUUUUGAAAAUGAUUUAAAGUGUUUUCCUUAAUGUUCUCAGAAAACAAGUUUCUUUUGUAGUUUUAACCAAAAAAGUGCCCUUUUUGUCACUGGAUUCUCCUAGCAUUCAUAAUUUUUUUUUUCAUACAAUGAAUUAAAAUUGCUAAAAUCAUGGACUGGCUUUCUGGUUGGAUUUCAGGUAAGAUGUGUUUAAGGCCAGAGCUUUUCUUAGUAUUUGAUUUUUUUCCCCAAUAUUUGAUUUUUUAAAAAUAUACACAUAGGUGCUGCAUUUAUAUCUGCUGGUUUAAAUUCUGUCAUAUUUCACUUCUAGCCUUUUAGUAUGGCAAAUCAUAUUUUACUUUUACUUAAGCAUUUGUAAUUUGGAGUAUCUGGUACUAGCUAAGAAAUUUAUAAUUGAGUUUUGUACUCACCAUAUAUGGAUCAUUCCUCAUGUAUAAUGUGCCCCAAAUGCAGCUUCAUUUUCCAGAUACCUUGACGCAGAAUAAAUUUUUUCAUCAUUAAGGUGCA
Molecule: messenger RNA, 8347 nt
Organism: Symphalangus syndactylus (siamang)
Lineage: Eukaryota; Metazoa; Chordata; Mammalia; Primates; Hylobatidae
Gene: IGF2BP3
Product: insulin like growth factor 2 mRNA binding protein 3
Molecular function (GO): RNA binding
Source: RefSeq, a predicted model, not a curated record